Molecule: messenger RNA, 882 nt
Organism: Camelina sativa (false flax)
Lineage: Eukaryota; Viridiplantae; Streptophyta; Magnoliopsida; Brassicales; Brassicaceae
Product: putative F-box protein At1g21990
Source: RefSeq, a predicted model, not a curated record
AUGACUACAACAGCCGACAUCGGAGAAGCCAACGCCGGCCGUAAACGUUUCUCUAGCUUUUCUGUGCUUGAGGAGUUAUUCCUACAUUAUCCUGAUAACGGUGGUCCCCCGGCUUGGAAUGGGAAAGCCCUUAACCCUUCCAUCAGGCGACUCACCAUCAUUCAAGAUUUCCCCGAUUACCCUGAAGCUCAGGAUCAUGUUUGGGUUAACACACCCAGUCUUGUGUACCUUGACUAUUCUGUUCAUGUCUCGGGUUGCUAUGAGGCUAAUUUGGGUUCCCUUGUAGAAGCUAGACUCGAUCUUCAACCAUGGGAGAAACUUGUGGAUGAUGAUCUGGGUGAUGUUACGAGUUUGGUUGCAAUGAUAAGCAAUGUUAAGACCCUUCACUUGUCUUCAGAUUCUCUUGAGGUGUUGCAUUCUCUGUGUCAAUCAAUGCCAGUGUUUCACAACCUCCUUACUUUAUCUUUUGAGAGUGACAAAGAAAGAGGCUGGCAAGUGGUGCCACUUCUUCUCAACAGCUCGCCAAACCUAGAAACUUUAGUCAUCAAGGGACUUGUGCACAAAGUUACAAGUAGAUGCGGGGACGUCUGCCUUUGCAUCCCUAAGAAGAAGAGCAAGAAGGUGGAAGAGGGAGUAUGCAGUUUAACCACAUGUCAAGUGAAGGUGUUAAACAUUUCAGGGUAUCGCGGAACUUGUAGUGAGCAGAAGCAGAUGAUUCACUUCUUGGGAAAUUUGAAAUGUCUUGAAACUGUUAAGGUGGGGGUUAAAGUGGAUCACGGAGAGGACAACGAUACUAAUGAUAUAUAUACGUACUUGAGAAUUACCAAUGCUCUUAUGAAGCUUUCCACAGUUUCAUCAAACUGUAGGAUCCAUAUCCUCUGA